AUGGGGGGAACCCCCAGACUCGGCAGGACCCCAGGCUCAGCUGGGGCUGUAGGCAUACACCCUGUAUGGACGCCACAGACUGAACCCUCUGCAGUGACCACUAGCUGCUCCUCUGUGACCUCGGCCACUGCUGCCUCUGUGAUUGUGGCGGUGGUAGAAGGGCGUGGGUUGGCCAGGGGGGAGAUUGGCAUGGCCAGUAUCAACCUGAAAUGCCCAGAGCUGGUCCUCUCUCAGUUUGCAGACACUGGGACCUAUGCCAAGGUUAUCACCAAGCUUCACAUCCUGGUGCCACUGGAGAUACUAAUGCCAGACACUGCCAGUGAGAAAGGCAAAGGGACCAAGCUAUACAACCUCAUCACAGAAAACUUUCAGUCAGUAUCUUUCACUGCAAUCCAGAGAAAGUACUUCAAUGAGAGAAAAGGGCUGGAGUACAUCCAGCAACUGUGUGCAGCAGAGUACAGCACUGUUAUCAUGGAGGUGCAAGCUAAAUACUAUUGCCUGGCAGCUGCUGCUGCUUUGCUGAAAUACUUUGAGUUCAUUCAGAACUCCAUCUAUGCACCAAAGUCACUGAAAGUAAGCUUCAAAGGGAGUGAGCAGACUGCCAUGAUCGAUUCAGCGUCUGCCACUAACCUGGAGCUGGUUGUCAACAACCGGGACCACAGGAGUGAACAUACCCUGUUAGGGGUGCUGAACUACACCAAAACCCCUGGUGGGGGAAGGAGGCUGCGCUCUAACAUUCUAGAGCCCUUGCUGGAUGUCGAUACCAUAAACAUACGUCUGGACACCAUUCAAGAGCUGUUACAGGACGAGGAGCUCUUCUUUGGCUUAAAGAACGUAUUGUGUAAACAGAUGGUGCUGAAGAACUGUAACACUGCUCUGCUGAAGGCUUACAGCAGCUCACUGGAAGACAACAGGUUUGACAUGAUCCUGGACCAGAUCAAGACAGUGAUUAAUGAUGACACCAGCUACAUGAAGGGGAGCCUCAACAUGCGUACACAGAAGUGCUACGCUGUGCGCCCCAACAUCAAUGAGUUCCUGGACAUCGCCCGGCGAGCCUACACUGAGAUUGUGGAUGACAUUGCAGGGCUGGUUGACCAGGUGGGGGAGAAGUAUGGCUUGCUGAUACGCACCAGCUUCAGCACAGCUCGAGGCUUCUACAUCCAGAUGAAACUGGAGGGGGGAGCUUUACCUGAUGGGGAACUCCCAGCUGACUUCAUCAAGGUGACAAAGCACAAGAACAACUACAGCUUCACCACAGCAGACCUGAUGAAGAUGAAUGAUCGCUGUGAUGAGGCUCUGAGGGAAAUAUUCCACAUGUCCUAUGUGGUGGUGUGUCAGCUGCUGAGUACAGUUCAUGAGCGUAUCCACUGUCUUUACAAACUGUCCGAUGCUGUGUCCAUGCUAGACAUGCUGCUGUCACUAGCCAAUGCAUGCACCAUCUCAGACUAUGUGCGUCCUGAGUUCACAGACACACUGGCCAUCAAGCAAGGUCGUCACCCCAUUCUGGAGCGCAUCGUUGGCCAGCAGCCCGUGUCCAACAACAGCUACAUCUCUGAGGGCAGCAACUUUGUCAUCAUCACUGGGCCCAACAUGAGCGGCAAGUCCACCUACCUCAAACAGGUGGCGCUGUGCCAGAUCAUGGCUCAGAUAGGCUCCUUUGUGCCUGCUGAGUAUGCCUCCUUCCGCAUUGCUGACCAGAUUUUCACCAGAAUCGGGGUGGAUGACGACUUUGAGACAAACUCCUCAACCUUUAUGGUGGAAAUGAAGGAGGCGUUCACUCUGUUUGCCACACACUUCCUGGAGCUAUGUCAGCUGGAGACAUUGUACCCCAAUGUGGAAAACCAGCACAUGGAGGUUCAGCACACCCGCACUGGUGACACGGGUACAGAGAGUGUCUUCUAUACCUUCCUGCUGAGCCGUGGAAGCUCUGAGGAAAGAAACUAUGGUCUGAGGGCUGCGGAGAUGACUGCACUGCCUACAACCAUAAUCCAAGAAGCAAAGGCGAUUAGCUCCAAAAUCAGCCAACAGCUCUUGGCCAAGCACCACAGUGAUCCGGAAACGCAACGGCAGAGAGCAGUGUACCACCUGGCCACCCGGCUCCUGCAGACAGCCAGGAACUCCAAGCUGGACCCUGACAGCCUGCGCAUCUAUCUGAAGGGCCUGAAGAGACACUAUGAAGCAGAGCUGCAGGUCACAGGAGAGCCUGUGUCCAUGGAGACAGAGGAAGAAUGA
Molecule: messenger RNA, 2232 nt
Organism: Coregonus clupeaformis (lake whitefish)
Lineage: Eukaryota; Metazoa; Chordata; Actinopteri; Salmoniformes; Salmonidae
Gene: msh4
Product: mutS homolog 4
Exons: 16
Coding region: 1-2232 (743 amino acids)
Biological process (GO): reciprocal meiotic recombination; mismatch repair
Cellular component (GO): nucleus
Molecular function (GO): mismatched DNA binding; ATP binding; ATP-dependent DNA damage sensor activity
Source: RefSeq, a predicted model, not a curated record